AUGGCUGAAAAAAGUGAACUUCCAGGUUUAACCACAGCAAAAAAGAAGGACAAUGCUACUGUUGACCCAGAAAAUAAUAACGAAAACAAUAGUGAACAAGAAGAAGAAAUUGUUCCACAAACAGAUGAAAAUAAUGAAAACGAUGAUAUAGCAAUGCAUGAUUAUGACAAUGAAUAUUGGUAUGAUGUUGAUGAUGAUGACAAAAAUAACAAAAACAUUGAAAUUAAUAACAAUAAUAAUAAUUCUAAUGUUUACAAUACGGAUAUUAGCGGUAGCGAUAGCGAUGUUGAAGGGGAAACGUAUCGAGAUUUAUUAUAA
Paramuricea clavata is the source of this 318-nucleotide messenger RNA. The record is from the annotation of a GenBank genome assembly. Lineage: Eukaryota; Metazoa; Cnidaria; Anthozoa; Malacalcyonacea; Plexauridae.